CCCACCCCUCUAACAUAUCAUUCACGCAUUGUAAAUCGAAACACGGCCCACUUGAAAAGAUAGCAAUUGGUAGACUCAAGCGGAGGAAUGCCCAUAAAAAUCCAAAGUCCACAACAACAAUUAAAAAUCCAAAAAUGUCAUAAUAAUAAAUGAAAAUCCAAAUUUGGCAUAAUAAUAAAUGAAAAGUCCAAAUAUCGCACAACAUAAAUGAAAUUCAAAAAAUGGCAUAGCAAUAAAUCAAAAUCCAAAGAUAGCAAGUAAUAAAUGAAAAUCUAAAUAUGGCAAACAAUGAAUGAAAAUCCAAAGAUAGGGUUAUCUUUGGAUUUUUUUCUCAUUUAUUGUUAUCCAUCUUUGGGAUUUCAUUUAGUACUGAUGUGCCAUCUUUGGAGUUUCAUUAAUUGUUUUGCCAACUUUAGAUUUUUCAUUUAUAGUUCUGUCAUGUUUGCGUUUGAAAAUCCAAAAAAUAGGAAGAAAAUAACCUAGCUCAUCAUCUGAAGUUCUGAACACAUCCACAAUGACCAAUCAAGAAAUUUCCAAAAAAUACAUCCUCCUAGAACCAAAAGGAAGCAAGUAAUUAAUGAAUCUAAAGGCACCCCAAAGAAUACCCAAGUCAAAAUCGCAUCCCACCCACUGCCCUAUAAAAAGACCUGGGUUUGUGCAUUUCCAGGCAUCGAGUUACCAGUAAAACAAGUGAGGGUUUCCUUUUGUUUGUGUCUGUGUGUUUGUUGUGCUCGUAAGGCAAUGGAAGGAGGAGCCGUCCCGGCGGGUGCGGGCAAGGCGGCCUAUGGCGCUGGAUUGCCCAAGAGUCCACUUCAUCCACAGCCACAACCCACCGUCGGCGCCCGCCUGGCCGAUGCUGAACAAGAGCCAUGUGCGGCUGAAAUAGUUCCUCAAAUCAUCACAGUUCAAGGUGGACAGGAUGUAGCAAUGGAAGUCAAGUCGUAUGGUGGGAAUGGUUGGGCAUUUUUUAUCAUAUCUGCCGAGGGCGCCGUUUCCAACGUGACACUGCAUCAACCAGCUUCUCCCCUUGAAAUAGUUAUUCAUGAGGGUUGUUUUGACAUUGUCUCUAUGACCGGCUCGUAUCUGCCGUCAAAAACUGAUGGAGUUAGCACUCUAAAAGGUGGGUUCGCUAUUUCGCUUGUCGGUGCUGAUGGCCGCAUCUUCGGUGGUGGGUUAGCCGGACCUCUGAUUGCAGCGUCACCUGUUCAGGUGGUCAUUGGAAGGUUUGCAGCUGAUGAAAAAGAGGAGAUGAAACAGGAUGUGGCCAGUGGAACUCCAGGUGCUACUGAAUCGAGUGAUUCUGCGACUGGAUCCUCUAGUGGUCCAGCAAGCCCAUCAAACUAGAGUGCCGCUCGCACAUUCAACACCAGCUUCCUAUUUCCAGAUGCCAGCCAGCUUAAAUUCCUAGCUUUUCAUUCCUGCUAUUAUUUCCAAAUGCUUAGCUUUCUGCUCGUACUUGUUGAACUUUUCAGUCUCGUUAUAUGAUGUAUGGCCCCUCGAUGUGGUCAAGUUAUGUUUUCUGUAACUGGAUGAUGCUUCAUGAUAUUAUAGUUAAUGAAACAUUUCAUGGUCAUAUUGCACACAUCUGAUGAUUACCGGUUCUGAAAUGCUUAGGUAACUCCUACACAUCUGAUGUGUAUCAGUUCUGAAAUGCUUAGAUAACUCCUAGCUCCAAACACUUAGCUUUUUCAGUAUCAAUUGCAGGUAGCAACUGAUGACUGCUCAUAAGUCCAGAGAAACUAUCUCCUGGAAAUGAUCUCUCAAAAAUUCUAAAAAAAAUACAGUGUGUUGGACAGUUUGAUGUUCUGCAAACAUGUAAAAUUUCA
This is a messenger RNA of Triticum aestivum (bread wheat), 1826 nucleotides long. Its product is annotated as AT-hook motif nuclear-localized protein 4-like. Lineage: Eukaryota; Viridiplantae; Streptophyta; Magnoliopsida; Poales; Poaceae. Gene Ontology annotation, molecular function: minor groove of adenine-thymine-rich DNA binding. The coding region runs from base 742 to 1344 and encodes 200 amino acids. The record is from RefSeq and is a predicted model, not a curated record. The transcript is spliced from 5 exons.